This is a messenger RNA of Seriola aureovittata, 4118 nucleotides long. RefSeq names its product potassium channel, subfamily K, member 5a (gene kcnk5a). Gene Ontology annotation, biological process: potassium ion transmembrane transport; stabilization of membrane potential. Lineage: Eukaryota; Metazoa; Chordata; Actinopteri; Carangiformes; Carangidae. The transcript is spliced from 5 exons. Gene Ontology annotation, molecular function: potassium ion leak channel activity. Bases 361 to 1941 code for a protein of 526 amino acids. Gene Ontology annotation, cellular component: membrane. The record is from RefSeq and is a predicted model, not a curated record.
UCUGGGCGGAUCUUCGCUGCUCCUCUCCACUCCCCUGCUCAGAGUUCACUACUUCAGCAGCCACUAUUUCUCCGGCUGUGCACGUGGAGAGAGUACUAAGCUGCAGUAGCACGCGCGCUCAGCUCGCGCUUUAUGACUUAACUUUUCGUGCUGUUAUGUCUCGAGCCCGAUGCCAUCAGCAGCGGCACGUUUCUGUCAUUUCUCUGAGCCCAUCGUGCGGAAGAAGAAACAUUUUUGUUUAAGCCAAAAGACCUGCUGAGAAUGAGUCCCGCAUAACUUCGGGUAUUGUUAUCUACCCCCUCCUUCUCUCAUUCUCCCCCUAUCCCGCGCUCUCUCCAAGUUGAGUCAUUGUACAUAAGUAUGGUAGAUAAAGGCCCCUUGUUGACUUCUGCCAUUAUUUUUUACCUGUCCAUUGGGGCAGCAAUUUUUCAAGUCCUGGAGGAGCCCAAUUGGAAGCUGGCUGCAAAGCAGUAUAGUGCCAAGAAGGAUAAAAUACUUGAGGACCAUCCCUGUCUGACGCAAGAUGAUUUGGACAGAAUAUUAGAGGUGGUGUCUGAUGCUGCAGGCCAAGGGGUCACCAUAACUGGCAGUAAGACCUUCAACAACUGGAACUGGCCAAAUGCUGUUAUCUUUGCAGCCACGGUUAUCACUACUAUCGGAUAUGGUAACAUUGCCCCCAAAACGUCAGCAGGCCGUGUGUUUUGCAUCUUCUAUGGGCUGUUUGGUGUGCCGUUGUGUCUCACCUGGAUCAGUGAGCUUGGAAAGUUCUUCGGUGGCAGAGCCAAGCACCUGGGCCAGUAUCUAACCAAGAAAGGCUUUUCACUGAGAAAGGCUCAGUUCACCUGCACAGCUAUUUUUCUCCUCUGGGGUGUGCUGAUCCAUUUAGUACUCCCACCUUUUGUGUUUAUGUCCCAGGAGGGUUGGACAUACAUCGAAGGCUUGUACUUCUCAUUUGUCACCUUAACCACAAUUGGCUUUGGGGACUUGGUAGCAGGUGUUGAACCAAACAAAGAAUACCCGACUCUGUACCGUUACUUUGUGGAGGUGUGGAUUUAUCUGGGGUUGGCCUGGCUUUCUUUGUUCUUCAACUGGAAAGUGCGGAUGGUGAUAGAAGCUCACAAGGCCUUGAAGAAACGCCGCAAGCUGCGCAAGCUAUCUCUGGAUGAGCUCCGGCACUACAAAGAGUCUCACAAGGCUGCCCUCCGUCUGCCACCCACUCCCAAUGAUGUCAACAUCUUCAGCUUCCUGUCCAAGAAGCAGGAAGGCUACAAUGACUUGAUAAAGCAGAUUGGCACCAAAAAAGAUGACAGGACCAGUGGAAGCGCUGGCGGCAACAUCAAUAAAUCCAAAGACAUUGGUCGUUCAAAGAGCUGCAAUGAUGCUCCCAUGUUUAAUACGCACACCAUCCUCAGCCUGGACCGCUCGCCACGCCAGAAGAGACGCUACAGUUUCAGUGACCGCGUCACUGUUGCUUUUUCAAAGUCCAAGAACUACCUCCUGGGAUCAGACAAUGGUUUGCUGCUGACAGAAGAUCACAUAGAGGGCGACCUAAACCAGGACCAAAUGUAUGAGAACCAACUUGACAAGGACGUGGACCUCGAGAGCCGAGGAGUGGGAGACUGUGGACCAGGUGGUCGCAGGACAUGGGACUCUAAAGAGUACCAUCCCCUAACCUUCCAAAAUGCAAACAUUACUUUUAUUGACGAGGAAAACUUUCUCAGCAACAACUUGGAGGAAGAUGACGACGAUGAUGAUGAUGAUGAUGAUUCUAAAGCAAAACUAUCUAUUACCACAUGUGAUGAAAACAUUGAACCAAACUCCAAGGAGGAGCCGAGCUCUGAAUCUGAAGGCUCCGUGUUCACGAGUGACGGUUCAGAGCACAGCCACUCGUAUGAGAAACUGGUAGAGGAAUAUGCAAAGGAAGAAAACACAGAAUCUUGAGAUACUAGAGUCUGUAACUGUGUUAAGUCAAUACAUCUUCCUGGUCACCUGUUGUUGACUUGAUUGGCAUUGAAGUAUAUGUAUUCUAAUGUGAACUAUUUGAAAGGAUAUCAGAUGUCCCGCUGCACUUUCGGAGUCUGAUAAUGAGACUGCAAAGAUCAAAUGUAAAAUCGGCGUCUUCUUGAUAAUACACAUCAUGUUGACUGAUUUCAAAAGUUCUUGAACGCUGUCCAGAAUCUUAAUGACUUUGGACCACAGAGCAUAACUUGUAACCCCAUGAGUAUCAAACAUCUGCUCUACUUCUGUCUUUUACACGGUUUCAGAAACUAUUGUAUUGUCCAAACCAAGAACUAUUUUCCAUGGUUGCAUGGAAAUGUAAUUGAUUUUUCCCAUAGUUUCUUCUAUGCAUAUUCACCAUAUUGGUGUUUUAAUAGUAUUUAUUAAAAUGAAGGACGUAGUAGCUUUUUAUUUAAAAAAACAAAAACUACAUGGGUUUAUAUGUCUCUCAUUGCACAAUUCCACCAAAUGAGGACAGAUCAAAGUCCACUCCAUUGCAGAUUGUCUUUUUAAAACCUGAGCCAAACAUUUGUCCUUGAAGAAAAAUGUUGUUAAAGAAAGGGUUAUGGGCCAAUUCUAACUCUUUCUUUUUUUUUCUUUGAUAUUUCAUUUCUUUGUUUUGUGAAGUUGUUGAUAACUUGUGUCUGAGAUUGCUGUUUAUUAUGACUGACAGAGUUGUGACUGCACAACAAGGUCAUCAGUGAUGCAUAGGCAACAUCUGAGUCCUGGAACCAACAGAGUGAACUUACAAAGGAAAAUCAUCAUUUCUUUUUUUUUUUUUUUUUUUAGCAGAGAAACAUUUAUGACAAAAUCUGAAAAUCCAGCCAGAGACAGUUUAAACAGAUUUUUUUUUUUUUGGCAGCUGUAAAAAGUCAGCCUUGCCAAUGAUCUUCCCACUGUGACACAGCAGACGCCUCUCAGAGUGCACUGAAACUGGUUUUGUCAACACAUACUUUUGCAGUUGUGUUUUGCUGAUGACAGCAUGACAAAUGUCAAAUCUGUGGCUUCUGGGCCCUCUACCAUGGCAGCGCAUAAUGGGACUGAAACCUUCACAGCAGCAAUAUUCUCACUCUGUGUUUCUUUAGCACCCUUUCAUUUCAUUGUAUUUGCCAUGUAAAUGUUGGCUGAAGGCCCAUCAGUAGCCACAAACACAGCUCUGCUCAGGACACGGCCUUGCUACUUGUGUUUGCCUACCCCUUGGUGGGGGGGCUCACGCUGGAAUGAAUGACUGAAGUGCCGCCUAUGACAGGCAACCAAGGUUAAUCUGUAACAGAUCAAUAAUCUCUUGACGUGAGUUUUCGUCAUGAGACAAAGUCAGCAGUAUUGGUGCGCUCCAUUAUUGUACAGUAUUUCCAUUUCAUUUCAUGUGAAUCCAACUGGACUCGAGGGACCAAAAUAUAAUGUCCAUUGUUUUGCAGUCUUUUGUAAUAACCAUUAGCUGUCCUGCUAACCCACUGCCUUUUGCACAUGUUAACUUGCACACAAAAACUUUAACCAGUGUUACUUUGAAUGGUAAAAUGGCAGCGAUGCAGAGUCACACAGGGAUACCUUGUAUUUCAAACCAGUCAUUCAUGCCAGAUUCAGUUAAACUGAACAAAGUACUUGUAGUUUUUUGUGAAUAAGUGGGCCUGACCAUCCUAACUCUGCCUUACUGCUUGAAUGCUGUUAAGUGAAACUGUCUUAAAUCCACUGUAGUACAAUGUGACAUCUAUUGAAUGUACUUUUCAGUGACUCAAAAGGUGUACUCUUACACACUGGGUGUUUCCUCCUUUGUAUUUCCCGACAGGGCCGUACUUUUGUGUAUUCUGUUCCUCUUUCUCUCACUUUCCACUGGUUGUCCUGGACUGUCUCAGUGCAGCAUUGUUAUGCAGCCAUGGUACUUGUCAGGACUGAAUUUCAAGCAUGUCUCUAGAUAAUUAACUAAAAACACGUUAGGCUGGUUUAACCCAUUGUCCUUAUUUUUUUUCUUUUUGUUGCUCCACUGUGUAAAAACUCCAGUAUAGUUUUGUUGUGUUGUGCAGUUGUCUGUUUUUUUUUUAUCAUUAAAUUAUUCAUGUUUGUAUAUAAAUUCCAAACAAAACUGUAUAUUUCAUGUAAAAUAAACAUUUAUUAAAACCAGA